CUCGGCCCGUCCCCGCUCCCGCCGGCCACCCAGCCCGCCCCGGCGGCCCUGCGGGACGAUGAACGUGCUGGCUCCGAUCCGCAGGGACAGGGUCAUCGCCGACCUCCCCCCGUGUUUUCGGAAGGAGGCCGCCCUGCACGCCCGCCCUGCCUUCCACCCCACGGUGGCCAGCGCCUGCCAGGAGCAGCGGACGGGCACCGUGGGGUUCAAGAUCUCCAAGAUCAUCGUGGUGGGGGACCUCUCGGUGGGGAAGACCUGCCUGAUCAACCGCUUUUGCAAGGACACGUUCGACAAGAACUACAAGGCGACCAUCGGGGUGGAUUUUGAGAUGGAGCGGUUUGAGGUGCUGGGGGUGCCCUUCAGCCUGCAGCUGUGGGACACGGCCGGCCAGGAGCGCUUCAAGUGCAUCGCCUCCACCUACUACCGGGGAGCGCAAGCCAUCGUCAUCGUCUUCGAUGUCAACGACGUGGCAUCCCUGGAGCACACGCGACAGUGGCUGGCUGACGCCCUGAAGGAGAAUGACCCAUCCAACGUGAUCCUCUUCUUGGUGGGCUCCAAGAAGGACCUGAGCACGCCGGCGCAGUACAGCCUGAUGGAGAAAGAUGCUCUCAAGGUGGCUCAGGAGAUGCAGGCGGAGUACUGGGCUGUCUCCUCACUCACCGGGGAGAACGUGCGGGAUUUCUUCUUCCGUGUGGCGGCGCUGACCUUCGAGAGCAGCGUGCUGGCCGAGCUGGAGCGCAGCAGUGCCCGCAAGAUCGGUGACACCGUGCGGAUCAGCAGCAACGAGAGCGACCUGUACCUGUCGGCGCCCCGCAAGAAAUCCAAGUGCUGCCAGUGAGGGGGCAGCCCCCGGCCCCCACCGCGCUCACACCUCUGGACCAAAGAGGGGCAGCCCCGGCCGGCCCCAAGGAGCCGUCCCUGCCGCCCCCCGGCCCCCCCGGCCCCCCGCCUGCCCGGGCACCCGCAGCCGGGGCGGGCAGGAGCACCCGUGCAGCUCCCUUAGCUAUGCAAACCCAGGUACCGCUCGCAGGGGGAGAUGCCCCCGGGCUCCCAUUUGUCUUAAUAAAACCUUUU
Gymnogyps californianus (California condor) is the source of this 1074-nucleotide messenger RNA. RefSeq names its product RAB34, member RAS oncogene family (gene RAB34). The record is from RefSeq and is a predicted model, not a curated record. NCBI's taxonomy places the organism in Eukaryota, Metazoa, Chordata, Aves, Accipitriformes, Cathartidae. Bases 59 to 838 code for a protein of 259 amino acids. The transcript is spliced from 10 exons. Gene Ontology annotation, molecular function: GTPase activity; GTP binding. Gene Ontology annotation, biological process: phagosome-lysosome fusion; endocytosis.